Messenger RNA from Hippopotamus amphibius kiboko, 3373 nucleotides. RefSeq names its product ecto-NOX disulfide-thiol exchanger 1 (gene ENOX1). Gene Ontology annotation, biological process: ultradian rhythm. Lineage: Eukaryota; Metazoa; Chordata; Mammalia; Artiodactyla; Hippopotamidae. Bases 754 to 2628 code for a protein of 624 amino acids. The transcript has 18 exons. Gene Ontology annotation, cellular component: plasma membrane; external side of plasma membrane. Gene Ontology annotation, molecular function: protein-disulfide reductase activity; RNA binding. The record is from RefSeq and is a predicted model, not a curated record.
AGCGCCGCUCAGCAGACCCCGCUCUCUCCGGCGCCGCUACUCACACAGGCUUCCAGCCGCCACCGAGCGUCCUCUGUCUGCGGCAGCGGCGGCCGAGGCGGCGGUGGGAAAGGCAGCUGCAGCCCGGCCCGGUCUCAGAGCCCCGUGCCCUGGACGGAGUCCGGGGAGAAGCGGGGAAGGAGGACGCGGAGGCGAGGAGGAGCCGCGCCGCGCCCGGCUCCGCGCGGCGGGCUGCCUCCGCGAGCGGUACCGCGGCCCCAGGUCCUUUGCACCCAGCAUGACAGCAUCUUUAUAACCCGUGGAGGAGAGAGCGCUCACCAUGCUCAGCUGUGCGACCAGCUCUAGACAGGCAGGGUGUCUCUGAGUCACCGGAGCGCCGUGCCCGCUGCCUUCCUGCUGUCCGCCCACCUCUCUUCACCUCUGACCGUCUUCCUACGGCUCUUCUGGGGCGACUGUCUCCAAGGGAAGUGCGUCUCAGAAGCAUCUGGCAUGUCAAAGCUACACUGUCUUCCACGGGACUUCCUUUGUGAACAGCUUCCGUUUAAAAGAGUUUUGUGAAUACCUUGUUUCAAUCAAGUCCCCAAAGAACACGUUUGUCUUCUGAUCUGCUGGAGGUCUUAAGAAUCCGAUGAUCCCCGUGGCGACCUGACACUCAGCCAUCAAAGUGCUCCUGCCCCUCAGGAUGCUCGUGAUUCAGUAGUAGAUGCAGGUGGCAUUGAAAGCAUCACCCAGUGUCCCCAGCAGCUUCCUCAGAUGAUGGCUGCAGCAGCCGAUGGUUUGGGAAGUAUCACGAUAGACACGACUCAGCUGAACAUGUCGGUGACGGACCCCACCGCCUGGGCCACCGCCAUGAAUAACUUGGGCAUGGUUCCCGUGGGGUUGCCUGGUCAGCAGCUCGUGUCAGACUCAAUCUGUGUACCAGGCUUUGAUCCGGGUCUCAACAUGAUGACUGGCAUCACCCCUAUUAACCCAAUGAUACCAGGCCUGGGGCUGGUACCACCCCCACCGCCAACGGAAGUGGCUGUCGUCAAAGAAAUAAUCCACUGCAAAAGUUGUACUCUUUUCCCUCAGAAUCCAAAUCUUCCACCUCCCUCCACAAGAGAACGACCUCCUGGGUGUAAGACCGUGUUUGUUGGAGGGUUACCAGAAAACGCCACUGAGGAAGUCAUCCAAGAAGUCUUUGAGCAGUGCGGUGACAUCACAGCGAUUCGGAAAAGCAAGAAGAAUUUUUGUCACAUUCGCUUUGCCGAGGAGUUCAUGGUUGAUAAAGCCAUUUACCUUUCUGGUUACCGGAUGCGCUUAGGGUCUAGCACGGACAAGAAGGAUUCAGGCCGCCUGCAUGUGGACUUCGCCCAGGCCCGGGACGACUUCUACGAGUGGGAGUGCAAGCAGAGGAUGCGCGCCCGCGAGGAACGGCACCGGCGCAAGCUGGAGGAGGACCGGCUGCGGCCGCCCUCGCCGCCGCCCAUCAUGCACUACUCCGAACACGAGGCCGCGCUGCUGGCCGAGAAGCUGAAAGAUGAUAGCAAGUUUUCAGAGGCCAUCACAGUGCUCUUGUCCUGGAUUGAGCGAGGGGAAGUGAACCGGCGGUCCGCAAACCAGUUCUAUUCCAUGGUGCAGUCAGCCAACAGCCACGUCCGCCGGCUGAUGAACGAGAAAGCCACCCACGAGCAGGAGAUGGAGGAGGCCAAGGAGAAUUUCAAAAAUGCCUUAACCGGGAUCCUCACUCAAUUUGAGCAGAUUGUGGCCGUUUUCAACGCUUCUACCAGACAAAAAGCUUGGGACCAUUUCUCGAAAGCUCAGCGCAAGAACAUAGACAUUUGGCGAAAGCACUCUGAGGAGCUCCGGAACGCUCAGAGUGAGCAGCUUAUGGGCAUCCGCCGGGAAGAAGAGAUGGAAAUGUCGGAUGAUGAGAACUGUGACAGCCCUACUAAAAAAAUGAGAGUCGAUGAAUCAGCCCUGGCCGCCCAGGCCUACGCACUUAAAGAAGAGAAUGACAGCCUCCGGUGGCAGCUGGAUGCCUACAGGAACGAAGUGGAGCUGCUGAAGCAAGAGAAAGAGCAGCUGUUUCGAACAGAAGAAAACCUGACCAAGGACCAGCAGGUGCAGUUCCUGCAGCAGACCAUGCAAGGCAUGCAACAGCAAUUGCUGACCAUCCAGGAGGAGCUAAACAACAAAAAGUCAGAAUUGGAGCAAGCAAAGGAAGAGCAGUCACACACACAGGCCCUACUCAAAGUCCUCCAGGAACAAUUGAAGGGUACCAAGGAGUUGGUCGAGACCAAUGGCCACAGCCACGAGGACACAAAUGAAAUUAAUGUGUUGACAGUCGCAUUGGUCAACCAAGACCGAGAGAACAAUAUUGAGAAAAGAAGCCAAGGCUUAAAAUCAGAGAAAGAAGCUCUGCUAAUCGGCAUCAUAUCAACGUUCCUUCACGUCCACCCUUUCGGAGCCAACAUAGAAUAUCUCUGGUCGUACAUGCAGCAGCUGGACUCCAAGAUAUCUGCAAAUGAAAUCGAAACGCUUUUGAUGAGGUUGCCACGCAUGUUUAAACAGGAAUUCACAGGUGUGGGAGCAACACUGGAAAAAAGGUGGAAGUUGUGUGCCUUUGAAGGAAUUAAAACUACCUAACUGUGAACAGCAACAAAAUCUCUGGACAAGAAACCGCCUGAACCCAGCCAGGGCUGUGCCGUGUGAGCCCAGGAGGUUUGGGGUUGGUCCAGCGAGGGAACUUCAUGGAGCCAUCAGACCCUGACUUUAGUUACAUCUGUGGCGUUCUCUUGUGAGUGGAAAUGUAAUUGUGUACCAGUUCCCUAAAACAAACAAAGCUUCAUACUGUGACAGAUCUGUUUGCUAUGAAAACCAAACAAUGAUUCCACAGUCAUAAUGAUGGCAAAACCUUAAAAUAUGCUACAUUUGAGAAUAGCUCACAAGCAAAAUAUUUAAAGCUAAUGAUGGUGUGGCAAUGGUUGUUGCUAGGCUACAGAGUUGUAUAUGUAAUGUAUAGCUGAAAUCAUUCAAUGACAUUUUCCUGAAAGUCUUUCUGUUUUAGUAAAAAAAAAGAAAAAAAGAAAAGAAAAGCAAAGAAAAAAAAGUAAUUUUACAGUGAGGGAAAAAAAAAAACCAUACCAAAAGAAAACUUGAAUAUGUGUCUGAACAGUUAUUGUAUUUUGUAAAUUAAGUUAUAUGCUGUUUUAGGGACUUUUGCCUUAUUGAAGAGGCAGAAAUGUGAUUGGACUCCUUGAGAAUGCUUUAUCAAGAAUAUUAUUUUUCUAAUGUAACAUUUCUCCAUCAUAAGUUCUUUUAACAUGGACUGCAUAACAAUUUUCAUAAAAUGUAAAUAAAAGAAAAACUAGUGCUACUGUCUUGUACUUGG